AUGGGGGGCGAUCGGCAGCAUUACUACGGGAAGCACGGGACUCCACAAAAGUAUGACCCUACCUUCAAAGGGCCUAUCUACAACAGGGGAUGCACGGAUGUCAUCUGCUGCGUGAUUCUGCUCCUGGCCAUCGUGGGCUACGUGGCUGUGGGUAUCAUAGCCUGGACUCACGGGGAUCCCCGGAAGGUGAUCUACCCCACUGAUAGCCGGGGCGAGUUCUGCGGACAGAAAGGCACAAAAAACGCGAAUAAACCCUUCCUGUUUUAUUUCAACAUUGUGAAGUGUGCCAGCCCCCUGGUCCUGUUGGAAUUCCAAUGUCCCACUCCUCAGAUCUGCGUGGAACAAUGCCCGGACCGCUACCUCACAUUCCUCAAUGCGCGCAACUCCAGAGACUUUGACUACUACAAGCAGUUUUGUCUUCCUGGAUUCAAUAACAAUAAGGGGGUGGCCGAAGUGCUUCGAGAUGGCGAGUGCCCUGCGGUCCUCACCCCCAGCAAACCCCUGGCCCAGCGGUGCUUCCCCGCCAUCCACGCCCACAAGGGGGUCCUCAUGGUGGGCAACGAGACGACCUACGAGGACGGGCUGGGAUCUCGGAAGAACAUCACGGAGCUGGUGGAGGGCGCCAAGAAGGCCAAUGGAGUCCUUGAGGCCCGGCAGCUGGCCAUGCGGAUAUUUGAAGAUUACACGGUGUCCUGGUACUGGAUUGUCAUAGGCCUGGUCAUCGCCAUGGUGUUGAGUCUCCUCUUCAUCAUCCUGUUGCGCUUUCUGGCUGGCAUUAUGGUCUGGGUGAUGGUCGUCAUGGUGAUUCUGGUCCUGGGCUAUGGAAUCUUUCACUGCUACAUGGAAUAUUCCCGACUGCGCGGUGAGGCUGGCUCCGACGUGUCUCUGAUAGAUCUUGGUUUCCAGACAGACCUCCGAGUGUACUUGCACUUAAGACAGACCUGGAUGGCUUUCAUGAUUAUUCUGAGUAUCCUGGAAGUGAUUAUCAUUUUGCUACUCAUCUUUCUCCGCAAGAGAAUUCUCAUUGCCAUUGCGCUCAUCAAAGAAGCCAGCAGGGCUGUAGGGUACGUCAUGUGCUCCAUGCUCUACCCGCUGGUCACCUUCUUCCUGCUGUGUCUUUGUAUCGCCUACUGGGCCAGCACUGCUGUUUUGGGGGGAGAGGGGGGUGACUUGGUCCGGAAAAGUCUCCUCACCUCUGCAUCCCUUCCCCUUUCUCUUCCAGCCGCAGAGAACAAGUUUGCCAAAUUUCUCAUGACCUGUCUCAAGUGCUGCUUCUGGUGCCUAGAAAAGUUCAUCAAAUUCCUCAACAGGAACGCCUAUAUCAUGAUCGCCAUCUAUGGCACCAACUUCUGCACGUCUGCCAGGAACGCCUUCUUCUUGCUCAUGAGAAACAUCAUCAGAGUGGCUGUCCUGGACAAAGUUACCGACUUCCUGUUCCUGUUGGGCAAGCUUCUGAUUGUGGGUAGUGUGGGGAUCCUCGCUUUCUUCUUCUUCACCCACCGAAUCCGGAUUGUGCAGGAUACAGCUCCGCCUCUCAAUUAUUACUGGGUGCCUAUCUUGACGGUGAUCGUCGGCUCCUACUUAAUCGCUCAUGGCUUCUUCAGCGUCUACGGCAUGUGUGUGGACACGCUGUUCCUCUGCUUCUUGGAGGACCUGGAGAGGAACGACGGCUCCGCAGAGAGGCCUUACUUCAUGUCUUCGACUCUCAAGAAACUCUUGAACAAGACCAACAAGAAGUUGGCUGAGUCCUAAAGGCCAGGGCCUCGGUCACCUCUGGCCACCUCUACCACCCCCCGCCACCCCCCAGGGUGCUCAGAGGGCAGCUGGGUCAGGACCCCCCCUGCACCCCUCCAAGCCUAUCGGACUUCACCUGAUGUCCUGUCACACUGCCUCUCUGUGCCCACAGCCACGUUUUACAGUAGCCAGAAAGGACACCGUGAGUCACCCCAGCCCCUCCAGGUCCGGAUGGUGACGAAUCCGGUUGGGAGGUGACUCCAUCUCUGCCUGGCUCCUUCGUGCUUCCUGGCUGCUUCUCCACAGUGGAUGGGAAAGACUGAGCCGGAGGAGGAGGAGCUGCUGGAGCCAAGCUCCGCCCACUGGGUGGCGCCAAGCUCCGCCCACUGCCCCCUCCCCUGUGGGCCAAGGCCCCAUCUCCACUGGUUGAACAACUGGCCCAAGGGCCCUCCCAUGCAUUUCUGGAGGACUUUUUAACCUGGACCUGCAUUAAAGGGUCUAGUAGCUUUUCUUCCAUCGGCCUCCACAGCCGGAUGGAUAUGAAA
This is a messenger RNA of Dipodomys ordii (Ord's kangaroo rat), 2279 nucleotides long. It is a transcript of the gene Slc44a2, whose product is annotated as solute carrier family 44 (choline transporter), member 2. Gene Ontology annotation, biological process: choline transport; transmembrane transport. NCBI's taxonomy places the organism in Eukaryota, Metazoa, Chordata, Mammalia, Rodentia, Heteromyidae. The record is from RefSeq and is a predicted model, not a curated record. Gene Ontology annotation, cellular component: membrane. Bases 1 to 1752 code for a protein of 583 amino acids. The transcript has 19 exons. Gene Ontology annotation, molecular function: choline transmembrane transporter activity.